CUUUGGGAUUUCCUUCUAUGCUGAAGUCGCAAGUUAAAUCUCAAGUUAGAUUGAAAAAAGGAAACGAAAUACGCGAUUUUUGGGAGAAACUUCCGCAGCCGUUGGAUUUUAAUAUUUAUGUCUUCAAUGUAACAAAUCCGAAUGAUAUUGCAUCUGGAGCGAAACCGAUUGUCCAAGAACUAGGACCCUUUCACUAUGAUUUGUAUCGGGACAAGGAAGACAUCGUAGAUCGAGAGGAAGAUGAUACCGUUGAGUACAGUUUACGACAACUUUGGUAUUUCAAUCAGGAGAAGAGCAUUAUGUCGGAAAAUGUGGAAAUUUAUGCGUUUCAUCCUCUCAUGAUAGCGAUAACCUUGAUCAUUCAAAGAGACAGGCCAUCUACGAUGGGAAUAAUUAGCAAAGCGUUUGACAGUAUUUUCAAGAAACCUGAGUCAAUAUUUGUCAAAACCACUGUAAAAGAUUUGUUUUUUCACGGUGUACUAUUUGAUUGCACGGAUGUAACAGAUUUCGCUGGAUCCGCAGUGUGCACCGCUGUACAAGAAAAGGAAGAGAUAUUAAUCCAAGAGGAGGGUUUACGUUUCAGAUUUGGUUAUCUUGCUAAGACAAACGGGAGUCGUUUACCGGAACGCAUAAGAGUAUACCGUGGAAUUAAAAAUUACAAAGACACAGGUCGUGUGCUGACGAUAGGAAAUAGUACGAAGAUGAGCCUGUGGUUUGGCAGUCCUUGCAAUGAUUUUCGUGGCACAGAUGGAACCAUCUUCCCACCGUUUCUCAGCAAGGAAAAAAAAGUCUGGGUACACUCCUUAGACAUUUGUCGGAGUAUUGGCGCUUAUUACCUCGAACCAGGAAAAGUUCAAGGUUUCAAGACAUUACACUACACGGCAGACCUAGGUAAUCCGUCCGAGGACGAGGAUGUGAGGUGCCUUUGUCAAGAGUCCGAAGGGUGCAUGUCUAAGAACAUAUUCAACGCAGGUCCCUGCAAAAGCAUGCCUCUAAGGAUAAGUCUACCUCAUUUUUAUGAUUCUGACCCACGAUACCUCGAGAUGGUUGAGGGUGUAAAUCCUAUCCCUGAAAAGCACCGGAUGACUUUUAAUUUUGAUCCGUUGACAGGCACUCCAAUGAAAGCGUACAAAAAGAUUCAAUUCAACGUGCUAGUUGGACCCAUCCCUAAACUUCGAUUGAUGAAGUCCUUUCCGGAAGUGCUUUUUCCACUAUUUUGGGUAGAGGAUGGCCUCGAACUCGGGAAUAUUCUUAUAAAACCGCUGAAAGUUGCCUAUUUACAAAUUUUAAUUGCUAAGAUAGUGAUGUGGCUCAUGAUUCUCGGUGGUUUAAGCAUGUUUAUUGUCUCUAUGAUAAAGUAUUACAAAGAAACUAAUGCGGGUAACGUUGCGGUACCGCCGGUACCGAAUCUUGUGCCAGGCAAGGAGCAGAACAGGCCUCAGGAAAAGUUAACCAUUAGUACCAUACAAGGGAAACCGAGAAGACAACAGGGACGAACAAGUAGGAGUACGCCGACGCUGGUCUGGUGCAAGACAUUGGUGUCAUUAUCGCGCGGGCAGUUCGUUCGCGACAAGCCGCGCACGAUCAACAGCGACGGCGACGUCGACGAGAACGAGGACGACAAGGGUGGUGCGAAGAGUUCGGUCGAAAGACCGCACAGGAUGUACGAUGUUUUAAAACGUUCGAAGUUGCUGUACGCGUUUCCGUUCGGCAAAACGUUUGACAACGUACUCCGCGUCCUCGAAGAAUAUAAUAAGAGCGUUAAAAUGGUGUCUAUAAAGAAGCUCGGAAUUGGCGGUGGAGUUUCGUUUAUCUUCGGUAUUCUACUUUGGUGCGGAUUCCCAGCAUUGAUUAAAUCGCAAAUUAAAAAGGCGGUUCAAUUGAAACCAGGAACUGAGAUACGCGAUAUGUGGUCGGUUGUUCCGUUUCCACUGGAUUUUAAAGUUUAUAUGUUCAAUAUAACCAAUCCUGAUGAAAUUAAGGAGGGUAAAAAGCCGAGAGUGCAAGAAGUAGGGCCGUUCUUCUACGACGAAUACAAGGUGAAGUUUGACCUCGUCGAUCGAGAGGAUGAGGACUCCGUCGAGUACAGCAUGAAGACAACAUGGUUCUUCAACCCCAAGAAGAGCAACGGAUUGACGGGCGAAGAGAUAAUGGUAUUCCCUCAUCUCAUGAUUCUGGGCAUGGUGGGAGCCACCCUUCUGGACAAACCCGCCGCGAUCGGUGUCGUUGGCAAAGCUGUCGAUAGCAUCUUUCACAAACCGGACUCGAUAUUCGUGACAGCGAAGGCAAAGGAUAUACUUUUUGACGGACUGCCUGUCGAUUGUGAUGUGAAAGACUUUGCCGGAUCGGCGGUGUGCAAUAUAUUGAAGACGGAAGCGAAAGAUCUGAUACCGGACGGUGAAAAUCGCUACAAGUUCUCCCUCUUCGGCGGGAAAAACGGUACCGGCGUACAGGAACGUAUGAAAGUUCUGCGUGGUGUUAGAAAUUACAAAGAGGUCGGUCGUGUCUUGGAAUUCAAUGGUAAGCCCGCAUUAGAUAUCUGGCCAGAGGAUCAUUGCAACGCUUUCAACGGUACUGAUUCGACAAUUUUCGCACCUUUAUUCGGGCCGGAUGACGACGUCGUCUCAUUUGGCUAUGAGAUCUGUCGAAGUCUUAGUGCGCAUUUCGAGCGCCAUACCAAAGUCAAAGGCGUCAAGACUCUCCGUUACACUGCGAAUUUAGGAGAUAUGAGCACGAAUCCUAUGGAAAAGUGCUUCUGCCCGACACCGGAGACUUGUCUGACGAGAAAUUUCUACGAUAUGACGAAAUGUUUAGGCGUCCCUAUUAUUGGAUCUCUACCGCAUUUUUACGAUACUGAUGGAAAAUAUUUGAAGAUGGUGGAUGGCUUGCACCCGAAUCAGGAUGAGCAUGAAAUCGACAUGGAUUUCGAGCCGAUGACGGCUACGCCAAUAAGCGCGCAUAAGCGGUUGCAGUUCAAUAUGUUCAUACAACCGAUACCAAAGUUGAAAUUGAUGAAGAAUUUUCCAGAAGCGUUGCUGCCUCUCUUCUGGGUAGAGGAAGGGAUUCUUCUCGGCGACGAGUUCGUUAACAAAGUGAAGGUGGUAUUUAAAGUGAUGGCGGUCGUCAAUUUUCUGAAGUGGCUGCUAGUAUUUGGAGGGAUAGGCAUGGGCGGCGCGGCCGGAUUUUUCUACUACAAAAAUCGCGAUAGCGGCAAAUUAGAUAUUACAAAAGUUACUCCGAAGACCAGCGGGGACAACAAGAAUGAGAAGAGCUGGCCACCUGGAAUGAACAUCAGCACGAUACAAGCGGCGUCGGUACCGUCCAGCCUCGACAGAAAUUGA
This is a messenger RNA of Mycetomoellerius zeteki, 3341 nucleotides long. Its product is annotated as Sensory neuron membrane protein 1. Lineage: Eukaryota; Metazoa; Arthropoda; Insecta; Hymenoptera; Formicidae. Gene Ontology annotation, cellular component: cytoplasm; membrane. The transcript is spliced from 18 exons. The record is from RefSeq and is a predicted model, not a curated record. The coding region runs from base 18 to 3341 and encodes 1107 amino acids. Gene Ontology annotation, molecular function: scavenger receptor activity.